Messenger RNA from Symbiodinium sp. CCMP2592, 894 nucleotides. NCBI's taxonomy places the organism in Eukaryota, Dinophyceae, Suessiales, Symbiodiniaceae. The record is from the annotation of a GenBank genome assembly.
AUGGCGCUGCCGCUGUCGUGCCCUCCGCGUAGCAGAUCACGAACUCCUUGCCGAGCUCCAAGUCGAGUGACGAGGGAAGCGAGUGAAAGCUUGUCAGCUGCUCUGGCAGUGCUCGACGAGCAGACGAUUGCACCGCUCCUGGACGUCCUGCAACUACUUGGCCAUACUUCGGAUCAGGAGAAUCAUGAGGAGGAUAUUUAUCGGGCAUGCCCUCAGCAUGGCAUGCAUUCGUUGAAGACGGCUGGAUGUUGUACCUUCGUGUCGGAGAUUUCUGGAGUUGUUCCUGGACAGACCUGGCUGUGGGCAGAUAACGAGGAGACGGUCGCAGCAUUCGAUGAUGCAGCCUGCGCUCUGCUCACUAAGCUUCCGGGCAAACUGCGGGAUCAGUUGAUGCUUUACACAGCCUCUUUGACCGUCAUUCCUUGCAGCGUGCAUGAGGAUGCCUCAAUGUGGCACGUGGACUGGUAUGGCAUUCCAGAUGGUUUGUCCUGGACAAUGUUGGUUCCUCUGUGGCCUCGAGAAGACGAAGAUUGGCGAGUGUUGGGUGGGACACAGCUGUGCCUGAAGGAGCACGCGCUACCGCGGGCCGACUCAGUGGCACCUUCCAUAGCUGCAGUGGCCGCGCUGGUUGCCAAAGAGGCAGCCGAGCACAAUCCCAACGAAUGCCCCGAGCACUGGGCCUCCGCGGAUUUCUCUGUGGUUGAGCACAGAUACCAACGGGGCGAGUGCCUCCUGUUCGAAGGCCGACAAUCCUGCAACGAGGGUGUUGGCCUCUCUUAUGGCAAUUCGUCUGCAAAGGAUGGGAGUCUCUACAAGCAGGGUGCCUGCUUCGUUCGGAAGCCAUGCAAAAAGGGAGUGGCUGAGAAAGAAGCGGCAGCAGUGAGAAGCGAGUGA